This is a messenger RNA of Caenorhabditis auriculariae, 4537 nucleotides long. NCBI's taxonomy places the organism in Eukaryota, Metazoa, Nematoda, Chromadorea, Rhabditida, Rhabditidae. The record is from the annotation of a GenBank genome assembly.
AUGAAUCUGAUCGGAUCGAAGGCUGAGAAGGACGAAUUUACAAUUCUGAAGGAGGCAUGUACAGGUUAAUUUAUAUGCCAUGUUCAAAGUAAUUUCAGCGGAAUGCAAAAGCAUCUGACUCUCCAAAAUUCAGUUAUCUUUCCCUUUCUCUAAAGGGUAUUUUGCAUUUCGCGGAGUCACUUUGAAAACGACAUCACGUAGCGAUUUAUUAUAGUUCAGGUAAUAAACCAAUUAAGGGAAUCUUGUUUGACCUGGCAGAAUAAGAGAAAAUCAAGACGGGAAGAUUUUUGAACAAAAAAACAUUCACUAUUCGCGAACUUAUUUUUACUCCAUUCAGCGGCAUCUUUAGACGGAAAAUAAUACAGAUACACCUAAAACUUUCGUUUUUGCCUCAACUUCCGACAAUAGUGCUAUUUUUAUUUAAUAACGGUCCCAAUACAGCAAUCGUCAUGCAAAACAUAAUUAAUAUAUUAAGAAUCCAAAACUUUUUUUCAGUCUCAGCAGAUGAAGAAACCGAAUGGGUGACCGCUGUCAAAAAAAUGAGAAGGAAAAUACGAAAAAUCAGUCAGGCUGAGGAAAAAAGUGAGAAGAAAAUGGAAAGCGUUGAGAAAUUGUUCGAGACAGACUUUCUGAGUGGCGUAAGUUAUUCAUUUUAACAAUAUCUUAUGACCGUUCAUUCUUUACUUUUUUACUUUGAUCAUUCCGUGUAAAAUCUUCAUUCCGUGUAAAAUCUUCACUCGAAGUGGUAGCUCUCAUUCUGAGGCUUCCACCUAGAGCACGGUCUCCGGGCUCCAGCACAACAUCAGCUAAAUUCUGAGCUCGUCAAGGCGCAACUGGAUGGACUACGCGCAGAAGGACGAGGCGAAGGACCGUAAGACCAUGCUUUCAACUCUUUCGACUACACGUUUGGACUUCUAGCUCGCCAAAGGCGGUUGUUCGUUAUAGCUUUCAAAGUUCUUGUUCACCGCCUAGUCGAUACAUCUAUGACUAAACCAACAAAAUAAAUGAUUUGAUUUGAUUUGAUUAUGAAUCGGUUCAGAAUUACGGGAAUCCGCUAGUUCCAAACCCCUUAACCAAGUCACAGUGCUGUCGACUUUUGCGCAGAGUCGUCCGUCAUUAUAUGUUGGCGGCAGCUACAGAGUUCGGGUUUUCGCAAGGUGGUUUUUAUCCUCAGCUCUGACACGAAGAUUUGGGAUUUUCAGCAGAAGAAAUAGCUCCGAAAGCGCUCGAAUCAUUGCGAAGCCUUAACUCUGAAUUGAUCCGUGCGACACUUAGGUGUGCCGGACUUUCGGGUCUUUGUCCCGAGGGAACUCUCCUCGAAGAUUCGCCCUUCGCCGCCAUGCCUCAUAAAUAUGUAUGUCAUUAAUUUUCGUAAAAAUCGUCUCAAAAAGGCAAGCAAAUGGAAAAGUUCUCGAGGCACACCUUUUUGUUAGAGAGAAACUUUACUGUUAGUAUAAUCAAAAAUUUUAGCUGCUUUUCUUGAAGAACUAGGACCUAAUUUCAAGGAAAACCGAAGAAGAAAAUUUUUAUUAGAGCCUUUCAAGAUUUCUGCAUUUGUCAUUCUUGUUAUGUUUUUUAAGCGCAGUACAUUUCUGGAAGGAGUUGGUGAAAGAAAAACUAGGAAAAUGGAGAGUCGUCUUCAAAAAUUGAGAAAGAAGUUUCAGUCAAUAAUAGAAAUACCAAAGUCAUCUACGGAGGCGAUAGGAUGUGAAUCCUUGCACUGUAGUUUGCGAACCACGAAUUUGGAAUCGACACUUUCUGAAGACGCCAGAGAGGAAGUUUGUAUGAAUUACUCGAGUCCUCAACUGGGAAGGGUUAGCUAAGGUACGUCGUGAUGUCGGAAGGCUCCUAUGACCGGAAAACGCUGAAAACGCUCAACCGAAACGGCGAUCCAACUUCAAUGAAGGUCUUUUCAUCAAAAAUAUCCGGAUUCAUUCGAAGCUUUAGAUUGUAUGUCUUUGUCUCUUCCACUUGCCUUUCUUCAUGCAUUCUUUCACGUUUCUUCAUAUGGAGUACAACAUUUAUCAAAACUGUCUUUAUCGGGUUUUUUUUAUUUUGUUUUUUCUUUCACUUCAAAUUUUUUGGUAAUCUAGAUCAGUAAUUUGCUGCGACAAGACGUUACGACUCCGGAAGAAUCAGCAAAAUCCGUUGUCCUGCGGUUGCCGCGGACUAUAAUUAAAGUUUUCACGUUCGAUUAUUAUUUUUAUUGACUGAAAUUUUUUUGCAGAACAUCGAAUCGUUGUACGUCGCCAGAUAUGGUCAGCUUUGGGUCUUUGAAGACGAAGACGAAAGUCCGCGAAUUUUCAAAAUGUUCGGAAUGAGAAACGUGGACAUUUAAAUUGUACGUAUAAUCCAAUAAAAUAAAGAUUUUUCUACUUAUUUUCUUAUUUAUGUGAAAAAAACAUGUUUUUUUCAGCUAUAUCUAUUUAAUUUCUCAAUUCCCUCUGAAAUACUUCUUUUAGAUGCGGUUAGACCUAGCGGUUCUCCUCUGUAUUCCAAUAUUACUCGAAGCCGUUCUCAAUACGGGUCUCCAGCUACGAAUUGAGGAGCUUUUCGAUACUCCCGGUCAGUUUUUCUUCUUUUUCUGAUAUUUUUCUUUCGAUUUUCAGGUCAUACGAACAACUGGGCAGUUCUGGUGUGCACAUCGAAAUUCUGGUUCAACUACCGCCACGUCUCCAAUGUGUUAGCCCUCUACCACACAUUGAAGCGUCUCGGUAUCCCUGACAGGUUUUUGAAAUAUUUUUCAGCAUCAAUGCAUGAGAAAUUUUCCUAAAGGUAAAGAGACAAGAUUACUUGAUAGCACUUCGAAAUAGUAUAUUCCAAAAAAGAAACGAUAUUGCAAGAAGGUAAAAUUGAUACAGUGAGCCUUCUUCUUAUCGCAACGAUUCCACAUUCACUUUCAAGUAGUGACGUAUCCUUUUCAUAAUAAAUCUGUUUUCAGCAACAUCAUUAUGAUGCUGGCCGAAGAGGUGCCGUGCAACGCGAGAAAUCCAAGACCAGGUAGAAGUUAUUCUCAAUUUAUUUAAAUUUUUAAUUACUCAGGGAAAGUUUAUGCUGCUCGUGCAGGUAAUAAUUUGUACGGAAGUGAUGUGGAAGUUGAUUAUCGGGGCGAAGAAGUCACGGUUUGUUUUUUAAUAAUUUUUUAUAACUCGAAGAAAGAUACAGUAGCAUGUAAAAAAAAAUACGAGGAAUAUUUAUAACUUCAAAACUCAUUUUAUGGUUGGAAUAAGUUGCAAGAUUUGAAAAUUGUUUGAAACCGUGUGCAGAAAAAAAAAUUGAAGCAUAAUAUUGAGGCUAACGAGAAAUAAAUUCUGCGGUGUGUAAGCGGCAUACAUUAUAUCUUAGUUAUUAUUCUCAAUAGUUAAAUUUGAAGAUUCACAAAUGUCAUAUUGAAGUUAAAACCUUUGUAAGUUUCGGUAGUUCGAUUUCUUCGGUCUCCCGUCUACCAAUCGCAAAAUAUAGGCGUUUAGGUUGAAAAUUUUAUCCGCGUUCUUACCGGAAGACAUUUGCCAGCAACACCUCGUUCGAAGAGACUUCUUACCGAUCAUCAGAGCAACGUUCUGGUAGAAGAACUUUCGAAAUACUGGACUGAAACUUUCUUGAGGUUUAUCUGACGGGUCAUGGCGGAGACAGCUUCAUGAAGUUCCAAGACGCCGAAGAAUUGACCAAUGUAGAUCUAGCCUACGCAGUACAGAGUAUGUACGAAGGCAACAGGUGGAGCUCAUUGUGAUCUGUUUUCAAUAUCCAUUAUUUUGGGUAUCAUGAAAUGCUGGUGAUAGCGGACAGCUGUAGGAGCGCCUCGAUGUACGAGUGGAUCGCGAGUCCAAACGUGCUCUCUCUCUCGAGCAGCCUCACGCAUCAGGAGAGCUACUCCUACGACGUCGACCAGGACAUCGGCGUCUACGUCAUCGACAGGUAAGGUGAUCUCUUCUUUGCCUGAUUCUCCGCGAUUUCCAGGUACACACAUUUCACUGUCGCCUUCAUGAACAAGGAGGUCAAGGCUUUGAACUCUUCCGCCAACAUGCAGGACUACAUCGACUCCUGUCCGGAGCACAAGUGUCUUUCCGCUACUGGUCAGUCGUUUUCUUAUGGUUAGAUGAAACAUCGAAGAAGAAAACUGAAUUCGACAUCUCUUUCUUAUUUCGAUUUUUUGUGGAGUGGUGAAGACAACGAUGGUUUCAACGAUGGUUUUUUGGUUUCAAUAGUAAAACUAAUGGCUGCUAAUCUAAAAAAAAAGCGCUUCUUGCAGGCCGUGCUUUGAAAAAAAAAAAAAUCACUCGUUUGAUUCGUAGGCUUUUGGUUUCAAAAAAAGUUAAGUCGUUCGUCAGACUUUCACUUUUUUUUGAUUCACGAGAGGACUAGAAAUUUUCUUUUGAAAUUCCUCAAAUAUUUUUCAUUUACAGGCGUACGCCGCGAUACGUACUCCAAAGACCCAACUCGCGUCCGAGUAACCGACUUUUUCGGCUCAGCCAGAAUCGUCCAGCAUUUAACGGAGGAAGUCGAACUGGGUGAAGAUUUUUGGUCCUUUGCUACUUGA